UCUCCGAUGGUCUCUGAACGCACCACGCAGAGUACCACGUCAUCUGAAUGCGAGUGUGUGUUUAGCUAGCACACAGCAGAGAGGAGUACCUGGGACUACAGGUGAUAACAGGUGACUACAGGUAUCCGGGUAUGACGCAGACACGGAGCCGUUGACGUCCCGGACUCUGAAGCUGACCCCUGGGUGGUUUUAAUCAGGGUUCUCCCUCACAGCGGUCCAUCAUGGACGACGUGGAGAUCACGGACGUGGACGAUGAAAAUACGCCGUAUCAGGUUCACAGAGGUCCGCUGAAGAACCAGGACCUGAGCUCCGUCAGCCUCACUGUGGGUGAGCUGCUGUCACAGUACGGAUGGCACCUGCUGGUCGUGAGCGUGCUCGUCUACCUGCUCAUCCAACACCUGAUGAAGAGGUUCAGGCAGAGGGAGCAACACGCCGAGCCGCAGACACACCAAGAUGUGGCGUCGGUGGUGAGGAAUCAGGAGGCCAUGGAAGCAGCCAGGAGGAGGAUGCAGGAGGAGCUGGACGCCAAAGCAGCCGCCUUCAGAGAGAAACAGAAACAGGUAGAGGAGGAGAAGAGGAAGCAGAAGAUUGAGAUGUGGGACAGCAUGCAGCAGGGGAAGAGUUACAAAGGAGCUCAGAGAGCUGUUCAGACGUCUGAGGAGGCCGGCCCAUCGACCACCGUGCUGAAACCAAAGACUGACAAGAAGCCUCUCCGUGGUUCAGACUAUAACCCGCUGACUGGCGAGGGCGGGGGCUCCUGUUCGUAUCGGCCGGGUCGGAGGGGGCCGUCCUCUGGAGGAUGAGGUUAGAGAGCGUCAGAGGUGUCUGACAUCCUGAUCUUAGCACCGACGGAUGAACCCAGCUUCACUAUCUACAGACGCAUUGUUAGGUUUCUUUAAUUGGCUGUUCCAAAGGCAGGGGCGGGGCUAAUUCUGUAUUUUCAGUAAAACAGGCCAAUCAUCUCCUCCUUUCUGCGUUAAUGUCUGAUUACUCAGUAAAUACUGAAGCUGUUCAUGAAGCGGCUCCUGGAAACGGUGACCAACCAGGAGGAGCGGCUGACGGCGUUCACGUCGGUGUUUGUUUGUUUUACCAGUGUGUUCCUUCAUAAACAAAUACACAAAUAAAUAAACAAAUAAACAACAGUUACUGCAGCCUCUGAUGACUACAGCAGACUCUACGUUAAAAGAUGGAUUUACAGGAUUAUUGAUCAGAUUAUGCUCCUGCUGUUUUAAACGUUUAUAUGUAAUAAAAAGACCGCUGAUCUUC
Messenger RNA from Cheilinus undulatus (humphead wrasse), 1266 nucleotides. It is a transcript of the gene selenos, whose product is annotated as selenoprotein S. The record is from RefSeq and is a predicted model, not a curated record. Gene Ontology annotation, biological process: retrograde protein transport, ER to cytosol; endoplasmic reticulum unfolded protein response. The transcript has 6 exons. Gene Ontology annotation, cellular component: Derlin-1-VIMP complex; Derlin-1 retrotranslocation complex; endoplasmic reticulum membrane. The coding region runs from base 222 to 803 and encodes 193 amino acids. NCBI's taxonomy places the organism in Eukaryota, Metazoa, Chordata, Actinopteri, Labriformes, Labridae.